Messenger RNA from Mytilus trossulus (common blue mussel), 621 nucleotides. RefSeq lists its product as uncharacterized. The transcript is spliced from 2 exons. Lineage: Eukaryota; Metazoa; Mollusca; Bivalvia; Mytilida; Mytilidae. The record is from RefSeq and is a predicted model, not a curated record. The coding region runs from base 1 to 621 and encodes 206 amino acids.
AUGGUAUCACCAGUACAGAUGCCAGUACUUCGUGGUGGUGGUGGAUCUGGAGGAGGACUGUCUGGUGGGCUUGGUGGAGGGUUGUCCGGUGGUGUAAGUGGCAAACUCGGAGGUGGUAUUCGUGGAGGUGUUUCAGGUGGACAUGGAGGAGGACUUUCCAGUGGAGUUAGAGGUAACCUUGGUGGUGGUAUUCGUGGAGGGGUUUCAAGUGGACAUGGAGGAGGACUUUCCGGUGGUGUAAGAGGUAACCUCGGAGGUGGUAUUCGUGGUGGUGUUUCAAGUGGACAUGGAGGAGGACUUGCAGGUGGUGUAAGAGGUAGCCUUGCUGGUGGUGUUCGUGGAGGGGUUUCAAGUGGACAUGGAGGAGGACUUUCCGGUGGUGUAAGUGGCAAACUUGGGGGUGCUGUUAGAGGAGGACUUUCCGGUGGACAUGGUGGUGGUAUAAGUGGUGGACUUGGAGGAGGAAUUUCCGGAGGUGUUAGUGGCAGACAAGGAGGUAGAAUACAUGGUGGUCUAGGCGGUGGUGUAAGCGGAAGUGUAGGUGGUGGAGGAAGAGUUGGUGGUGGAAAAUAUGGCGGAAAAUCUGGAAAAUGGGGUGGAAGUUCCGGAAAGUGGCACUAA